Molecule: messenger RNA, 6453 nt
Organism: Acinonyx jubatus (cheetah)
Lineage: Eukaryota; Metazoa; Chordata; Mammalia; Carnivora; Felidae
Gene: HTR1F
Product: 5-hydroxytryptamine receptor 1F
Exons: 6
Coding region: 884-1984 (366 amino acids)
Biological process (GO): chemical synaptic transmission; G protein-coupled receptor signaling pathway, coupled to cyclic nucleotide second messenger
Cellular component (GO): plasma membrane; dendrite
Molecular function (GO): neurotransmitter receptor activity; G protein-coupled serotonin receptor activity
Source: RefSeq, a predicted model, not a curated record
CGUUUUCUUCUAGAUGUUUUCAGAAAGGUGUUCACGUCAUUUCCAGAUUCCAUGAAGAGAUAAUCUCCAAGGUAUCACUCAAAUUAAGGAGACGGGACUUUUUCCCUCCCCCGCCCUUCUCCACGCACCAGUGGAAGACGAGGGAGGAGACGGCUAAGAGGAGGAAGGGGGAAAAGUGAGAGAAGCAAGAUGAGAAAGGGGUGUUGAAGGAAGAGAUGAGGGCGAGCAGAGAGGAGUGUUAGGGGUGGUGGCGAGCCCCCUGUGACCGCCCGCUCGCCCGCGCUCGGGACCCAGCCGGGCGCGGCGCCCAAGUUCCGCAGCGCGCAGCGGGCCCGCGGCCCCGCGGCCCCGCGAGUAGCCCGGACGCGCGGCUCUCCGGCCGGCAGCUGCCGGCGCCCCGCGCGCUAGCGCCCGCCCGCUCCCGGCCCUGGAGCGCCGCCUUCCCCGCUCCGGACUCCUGCGGGGCAGCGCCCCCGGAUGAGCUAAGAAGAGCCAGUGAGAUUAAAGUAGACUGUGAGCCUUUGGCGGACUUCUCACAAGAACAGGAACUUGAGGAGGCAGAGUGGUGAUGAAAACCGAUCAUUUGAUCUAUCACAAUAUGUUCACUAAAUAUCGAUUGAGUGUCCACUGAUGCAUGGCACUGGAAAACCAUUCCAAAAAGAUAGAGCCAUUAACAAAAAGGGGCCUUACCUGUUCAAUACGUAUGCUAAUUAAUGGUCACAGCUGCAGCCUGGACAUCCUCCUAAAGAAUGCAGAGGGACCUGGAACCUAAAAGAGCUUCAGGGAAGAUAUUUGGUAGAAUUCACCACUGGAACCAUGUGGAAUUUUCCUGAUGGGAAGGUAUCCAUUUUUGCAGCUAUAUUAAUCUUUUAAAACAAACAAAAUGGAUUCCUUAAACUCAUCUGAUCAAAACUUGACUUCAGAAGAACUAUUAAACAGAAUGCCGUCUAAAAUUCUGGUGUCCCUCACUCUCUCCGGGCUGGCACUGAUGACAACAACCAUCAACUCCCUUGUGAUUGCUGCAAUUAUUGUCACCCGGAAGCUGCACCACCCAGCCAACUAUUUAAUUUGCUCCCUUGCCGUCACAGAUUUUCUUGUAGCUGUCCUGGUGAUGCCUUUCAGCAUCGUGUACAUUGUGAGAGAGAGCUGGAUUAUGGGGCAGGUGGUCUGUGACAUCUGGCUGAGCGUUGACAUUACGUGCUGCACGUGCUCCAUCUUGCAUCUCUCUGCUAUAGCUCUGGAUCGGUAUCGGGCAAUCACAGAUGCUGUGGAGUACUCCAGGAAAAGGACUCCCAAGCAUGCUGGCAUUACGAUUACAAUAGUUUGGAUUAUAUCUAUUUUUAUCUCUAUGCCUCCUUUAUUUUGGAGGCACCAAGGAACUAGCCGCGAUGAUGAGUGCAUCAUCAAACACGACCACAUCGUCUCGACUAUUUACUCAACAUUCGGAGCUUUCUACAUCCCAUUAACAUUGAUUUUGAUCCUCUACUACAAAAUAUAUAAAGCAGCGAAAAUGUUAUACCACAAGAGACAAGCAAGUAGGAUUGCCAAGGAGGAGGUGAAUGGCCAAGAUCUUUUGGGGAGUAGUGAGAAAAGCACCAGACUAGUCUCCACACCCUACAUGCUAGAAAAAUCUUUAUCUGAUCCAUCAACAGACUUUGAUAAAAUUCACAGCACAGUGAAAGGCUCCAGGUCUGAUUUCAAGCAUGAGAAAUCUUGGAGAAGGCAAAAGAUCUCAGGCACAAGAGAACGCAAAGCAGCCACUACGCUGGGGUUAAUCUUGGGUGCAUUUGUAAUAUGUUGGCUUCCUUUCUUUGUAAAAGAAUUGGUUGUUAAUGUCUGUGAAAAGUGUAAAAUUUCUGAAGAAAUGUCAAAUUUUUUGACAUGGCUUGGAUAUCUCAACUCCCUUAUAAAUCCACUGAUUUAUACAAUCUUUAAUGAAGACUUCAAGAAAGCCUUCCAAAAACUUGUACGAUGUCGAUGUUAGUUUAAAGAAAGUUUAUCAUUAGAAGGUUGGGGAUUUCUUGAGGUGAAGUAACUAAAUGAAUGAUGAAUAACAAAACAGUUAAACUUUUAGAGGAAAUACAUUAAAACUGCUAAACUUAUAAGAAUAUAAUUUAUAUUUUAAUAGCAACAUGAACAUAAACUUCUUGAGUAAAAGAUGUUUCUUUUGACCAUCAUUCUAGAGUAUUCAAAAUGCCAAGAAAAUUUACUGCUUAUAAACAACAUUUUGCCUAUGCAAUGUCCCUAACAGGCUAACUGAAAAUACGUAUUAGAGUAAUUAUUAUUAAUAACAGUGAUUUUCUAGGUUUAUGGCUUAUGACAAUUACAGAAGAGUAUUCAAUUAACCACAUCUGUAAUUUCUAUAUAAUGCUAUGGUUUUGUUAUAAAAUUCUGCCAUUUUAGAGAAAAGAAAAUUCACCACAAUGCACCCAUUUCUCCUACCUAACCACUCUUGUCCCACCUUCACCUUAUCCUGGGAAAAAUGGGAGGAGGAAGCAGCCAACAAUGAUUCCUAAUAUGACUGGAGGAAAUGUCAGCCAGGAGAUUGAUAUGAUCUUUGUAUUUAGAUAGUAAAGAGUAAUCAUAAAGUGAGUUAGGCAUUGUAAAAUAAUUCUGAAUGCUGAACUUGUGCAUAUUUAACAUUUUCUUUUUGUUCAAUAUGAAUUCCUAGGAAGAUAUUUUCUUAACCAUGUAUUCUCAAUAUUUGAAAUCAAAACCUUACCCUAGUAACAGUAACUCAGGAGAGGGUUCAGGGGAGGUGUUCUAAUUGCCCCCAUGUUGAUUUAGGACUCAAAUUUAAGGCACUAAGUACCCUAGGUUACUCACCAUAGUUAUUGUAUUCCUAAUGCCUUUUUUGAAAUCUAAACUAAACGUCCUUUCUGUUAAUGUUAGCAAGCUCAUUUGCUCACUAAAAUGUCAGUGGUAUUUUGCACUUCAGCAGUUCCAGAUCUUCAAUUUACACAUUAUGUCCCUUUUGUUAGAGAGAAUGUGAUAGGAAUUCUUAGAACUUUCCACUGACUUUAAAAACAUCUCUGGUUUUUCAACUGGUAGAAAUCAACAGGUAAAAAGAUUCAUAUUAUGCUAAUUAUAAAUAUAUUAUAUUUUUUAUAUAUCUCCCAGUCACUUCACUAGUUCAGUAAGCCAAAGCAAUUCCAUUAAGUUUCUCUUCCUGAUUUAUAGACGGAUUUUAUUUUAUUUUUUUUCAAAAAAUUUUUUAACGUUUAUUUUAUUUUUGAGACAGAGAGAGAUGGAGCAUGAACAGGGGAGGGGCAGAGAGAGAGGGAGACACAGAAUUGGAAGCAGGCUCCAGGCUCUGAGCCAUCAGCCCAGAGCCCGACGCGGGGCUCGAACUCACGGACUGUGAGAUCGUGACCUGAGCUGAAGUCGGAUGCUUAACCGACUGAGCCACCCAGGCGCCCCUAUAGAUGGAUUUUAAAAUAAAAUAACCAUCGUUCUGAGAAGAUUUCAUUGCAUUUGAACCUGCAAGUUGAUAGACUGCCUUUUGGAAGGCAUACCAUCAAACAAGACCAUUUGAAAAAUAAUACAUUCCUUUUUUUUAAGCCACACUUUUAUGUGUAUUCUCAAUAUUUUUCCCUGUUCAGGUACUGAAGAAUACAUUACAUUGAUUUUUUACAUAUCUAUGGCAGAUUACUCUCAAUCUAACAAAUAUUUACAGAGUUCUCAUUCUGUAUAAGGCACUGAGAUAUACCAUAUGGAAGAUACAGGAAAUAAUGACAUACAGUUUCUCUUCUUAACACAUUUACAAUUUAAAAGGUGAAACAAAAUGGGGCACUUGGGUGGCUCAGUCAGUAGAGCAUGUGACUCUUGAUUUUGGGGUCAUGAGUUCAAACCCCACCGCUGGGCAUGGAGCUUACUUAAAAAAUAAAAAAGGUGAAACAAAGAAACAAAUGAACACUGUAAUUGAAAAGAAAAAACAAAGAUCUGGCAUGGAAGUUGUUUGCAUAAUUUUGAUGAUUCAAAGGAAAAGUUGAUCACACCUGAUUGAGGAAAAUCAGCAAAAUUUCAUAAAGAAUGUAUUUAAAAUAGAUAUUAAAUAAGCAACCGUUGGGUAAGAGAACUAGAAAAGCAUCCUCCAGGUGGCGGCAACAUCAGGAAUUCAGAAUGAAUUCUGUCAGUAUUUCAUGGGUCUUGUUCAUGAAAUAGCAAUGAACUUGGCAGCUAAUUAGGACAAUAGAAGAAAAAAUUACAAGAGAAUUUGGCCAUUACUGUGGCUGACUUUAAAUGCCAGAAAAAGAAGUUUACAGUCCAUUUCGUUGUAGUCUGUCAACGAGUGGUCACUGAUGCUUCUUAGUAGAAAUAUUACAAGUUCAGAGUAAUUCUAAUGUGUGUGUGUGUGUGUGUGUGUGUGUGUGCAUCUGGCUGUAUUUGAACAGAGAGGGUACUGGUGAUACUGACUUCUUGUUAGAAAGCAAAUCAAUAAUCCAGGCAAGAGGUGAAGUUCUGAACUUGAUUUUGGCAAUGGGAAUGUGAAGGAGAAAACAGAAGAGAGAUAGUAUGGAAACAGAAGCUAUAAGAUACAGCAAAUAGGUUAAUAAGCAGACAGAUGGAGAGACACUGAGAUAACCUGCUCUCAACUGAAAUGAACUCAAGAGAAGGGGCCUGUUAGUGGAAUGAUGAUUUCUGUUUGGGGGCAUGUCAAACACUCAAAGACACAUGCAUGAGACCUCAUAGGCCCUGCUGAGCAGGUCUGGCCCAAGUGAAAAUGACAGGUUUAUAUAAGACUCCCGGCCGCCUCUUUUGUCCUCCUCUCUUCUCUUUAUCUCCCAGGACCCCUAUUGCUGUGCUGACAGUCGAAAGCCUAUUCUAGUCCCUAUCAUUCUCUGCUUGUUCUUCUUUCUCUCACUCACUAAAAUUUGAUUUUAUGAUUUAUUCAUUCAAAGAUCUUGAUAACGUGGAAAUAAUCUGUUGCAUUAAUUUAUUUACACCCAUCUCAGAAAUUUAUUUAGUUAUAUUGGAGACCUCUAAGAGACACAGCCCAUCAACCCAAAGGAACAAAUCUCACGCAGGGUGAGGCCCACCCAAAUACACAUACUACCCUCUACUCAGAGUUGGACUAAAGCUCAAAUCCAGGGAAAUAAUGCUAUCAAAUGACAGACAAGUUAAAUCUGCCUUCAGAGCUCAGGGAGAACCAAGUUUAUUAUUUCUAUGUGUAUGAAAUAGGCUUUAAUCCAAAGGCACCAUAACAUAUGACAGCACUUAUCACUUCAUCUUUAUAUUUCCCUCACAUGUUGAAGGUACAGAUAAUGCCAUCCCUCAUGAACAAGUGACUUCUCUUUGAUCUUUAAAUGUUAGGUAAUGUUGCAGCUAAUAAUCUGCUAUUUUUACAUAAAAAAGAAAACCAAAGGCUCCAAAUAGUAUCACUUAGGCCAAGUCACCUAACUGAGGUGUAAUAUCUAACCUAUUUGGAGUUUAAGCCUCCAUCAGAAAUGUCAGUUUUAACAGUUCAGUCAGGAAUUUUCUGAUAAACACCAAUGAGGUAAUCUAUCACAUGGGCCCUCUCUGUCCUCCAAAGGAAGAUGAGGUCAUCUGCUUGAUGAGACCCCCUGCUCUUCCCCUCAGGGAAAAUGACCUUGCCUGAAACAAUCCUUUUGUUUUACUAAUAACUUCCUUUCCCCACCCUUCUUCCUAGGGAAAACUUCCAUUUGUACAAAUCAUCACAGUUCCUGAAUCAUGAAUCACUUAAUAAAGCCAAUUGGAUCUUCAGAUAUACUCAGUUAAAUUUUUGUUCUGUUUUUUUUUUAAGUUUAUUCAUUUAUUUUGAGAGACAGAGAGAGAGUGGGGGGGAGGGGCAGAGAGGGAGAGGGAGAGAGAGAAUCCCAAGCAGGUUCCAUGCUGUCAGCAUGGAACCCAAUGCAGGCCUCGAACUCACAAACCAUCAGAUCAUGGUGUGAGCUGAAACCAGGAGCCAGACGCUUAACCGACUAACCCACCCAGGCGCUCUGAAUUUUUGUUCUUUAACAGCACUUUCUCAAAAAUUUAAGAAGAACAGAUUACACAAAACAUGAUAUACUUCCCUGAAUAUAUAGGAUUUAUUCUCUCAAUGAAAAUUUCCCAAGUAACUAAAAGCUGAAGAUUUUCACAAAAAAAAAAGAAUAUUUUUUCACAUCCAUAGCAAAUGUAACAAUAUAAUAAUGCACAUAUUUAACUGAUUAGGUACAGAAAGAAAACAUAAAUAUCAUAGAAAGUCGUUAAAUAUUAGAUAAGAAAUAUUUCAAAUUGUACAAUUUUAAUUGUGUAAGAAUUCUGUAAGAAAUAUUUCAAAUGUUUCAAAUCCUGCUACAAUUUCAAAUACGCCAGCACUAGAGAAGUAAAUUGAGAUUUAAUAUUUCCUCGGCUUUUUCUAAAUAUUUUCAAAUAAAGAAUUUUAUAUAAAAGGCAAAGGACAAAACAGCAAAGGAAGAUAGGAAGUCAAACUACUGUAUACUAAAUUCA